Molecule: messenger RNA, 510 nt
Organism: Quercus lobata
Lineage: Eukaryota; Viridiplantae; Streptophyta; Magnoliopsida; Fagales; Fagaceae
Exons: 1
Coding region: 1-510 (169 amino acids)
Molecular function (GO): RNA-DNA hybrid ribonuclease activity; nucleic acid binding
Source: RefSeq, a predicted model, not a curated record
AUGGAUGGCCGUUGGGUCCCACCUGUGUUUCCCUGGUACAAGGUCAACGUAGAUGCUACAGUCUUCUCUCAGCUUGGCAUGAUCGGCGUCGGUGUGAUUAUUAGAGACCACCUUGGAUUUGUUGUCGCAGCCUUAAGCAAACGCCUCCCUCUCCCAUUGGAUCCUUUGGAGGCAGAAGCAAAGGCAAUGGAUGAAGCCACUGUUUUUGCAUGGGACAUAGGGGUCAGAGAUGUCAUUUUUGAGUCAAAUUCCAUGCUGGUUUGCCAUGCUAUGGAGAACCCCACGGAUGUCCCGGUCUUUAUCUCUACAGUGGUCUCAGGUUUUUGUUCAAGACUUCCUGCGUUCCGUACUUUCCAAUCAUCCCAUGUGAGGCGACAAGGAAAUAGACCAAGUCAUACUUUAGCUGCUUUUGCGAAAAAUAUUGACUCUUUUGUAACUUGGAUGGAAGAGUGUCCACCUUUCCUUGCAUCUUCGGUUUCGCAAGAUGCUAUGUACUGUUUCGCUACUUAA